ACCAGACCAUCAGCUUGCCGGCGUUCGUCCCGAGUUGCCGUCGUGCGUCGUCCGUACCGUGACCGUCGCCGAUCCAGUUGCGAGACACCCGUGUCUCUCAGAUUUGUGAAACAACUUUUGUUUUUUUUUUUUUAAUUAUAAAAAUUUGCGCGCUGACACGUAAUCACAACGUAAUAUCGAAUAUACAGAACGCGCGUAUGUGCGAACAUUUUUCGUUUUUAUUUUUAGGUAAUUGAGUGAUUAUUUCGGUGUUGCAAAUAUAUUUAUAUAUUUAUCGCACUGUUGUGGCCAACGCUGGCCAAACGACAAUGUCCGUAAAAAAGAUCCGUUUUUAAAGCGAUCGUCGCAAACGUUGAUCUGAUUUAGUGUUUUUUCGAAUAUCUUGUAACUGUGCGUUAUUGUUUGAAACAAAGAGAGUUUUUGCGGUGGUCUCGUUGAAAACUUUGGAAUAAUCUAACGGAUCUUAACAUCUGAAGCGGGAGACAAUUUAGCUGAACAUUCAAUCCAAACAAGAAUACACAAAGAAAAACGCACCUCUUCUGAAUUAUUAUUUUCUUAAUGUUGUUUAUUUCAUGAGUUUACUACGAAAUUCGAUUGUUGAUUGUCUCGACUAUGACGUCAGAAUGGGACGUAUAUUUGAUGUUUUAGUACAGACAAAAAGAAAAGAAAAUUAUAUUUCCUAAAGUUUAAUAAGAUAAAUAAAUAAUUUUGUGGAGAACAAAGAAGUUAAAAUGGAGUUAAUUAAUCUACAGAAGAGUUCAUAUAUAGAGUAAAAACAAUUAGCAAUAUAAUUAUCUAGUAUUAUCUAUUAUCUUAGGUUGCAUAAAAAAAAAGAGGUGUGUUUUGGCUUGUGUAUGGAAAGGAUGUACUUGGCGAGAGCAACAGCUAUGACAUUUUUGGUGGCCACGUUUGCUGUGAGCCCACUUCAAUCUUCAGAAGAUAAAUUUAAUCCGCAACAACAGAAAAAACAAGUGUCAGACUUCUUAGUUCGGCCGUUUUUUGACACGGCUGUACCGUCCAACAUAACUACACAACUGGGUGGACAUGCGUAUAUGCCGUGCAGGGUUAAACAACUUGGAAACAAGUCGGUGUCAUGGAUACGAAGGCGAGAUUCGCACAUACUCACCAUCGAUUGGCUGUUAUUUAUCGCUGACGAUAGGUUCAGAAUAUUUUUAGUAGAGCCUACCUGUACGUGGACGAUACAAAUCAAGUACGUUCAGCCCAGGGAUGCUGGUGUUUACGAAUGUCAAAUAAACACAUCACCAAAAAUGAGCCAUCUGGUUCAGCUCAAUGUAGUAGUGCCAAAAAUCGAAAUCCUCGGUGAUUCGGACAUCCACGUGAUGGAGGGUAGUUCGGUCAGCCUAAAAUGUGUGAUCCGGCAAAGUGUUCGAGAUCCAGACUACAUAUUCUGGUAUCAGAACGGCAAACGAGUGUUGGAUUACGGAGGUAAAGGCGCCAAAGUUAUUACCAGCGAACGACGAGAUGUAAACACGAUGGUAGCAACACUCACGAUUAAUAAAGCUGUGUUAUUGGACUCGGGGAAUUAUACGUGUCAGCCGUCCAACUUAGACUCAGCAAGUGCUUUCUUACAUGUCUUGAAUGGAGAACACCCAGCAGCUAUUCAACGAGGUCACAGUUCUGGAAAACAAAUUCCAAUUCGACUGUUAGCUCCUUUGUCAGCGGUACUGGGUUUGAGCUCAAGUCAUUCAGCUAGAGCUGCUCUACUAACGACUGCUUUUGCAAUUGACACGGUCUUCCGUUUUUUAUAUUCGUUUGUUGUUUGAACUCAAAUGUCUCAUAAGCAAGCUAAUUGUUAGCACAUCCCGUUUCCAGACGAAAUCUAAAAAAUAAAUGUUUCUUCUUUCUCAUAAAAUGGCCAACCACAUUUUGUUACCAUUAGUUUAUUGUUGGAUUGUAUUUUUAUCAUUAUAAUUAAACAAUUAUUUAUGUACAAAAAAUAAAAUAAAUGUACAUAAUUUACACAAUUAUAAAUUUUGAACAUUUCAAUGAAAUAAAUGGCAUAAAUUAAUGUGUAAAUAUAAAAAUGACUAAGAGAAAUAAUAUUUUAAUUAACAUUCGGUAAUUAUACAACCGGUUUUUUUUUUCAUUGUACAGUUUUUAUAUUUCAUUAUUUAUUAAAUAUAUUCUUUCUUUAAAUAAAAUACAUGCUUAAUCAGCAUAUCAGUAUAUUAUAAUACCAUAAUCAGCUUUACCAGUUCCAUAAAUCAAAUAUUC
Molecule: messenger RNA, 2235 nt
Organism: Daktulosphaira vitifoliae (grape phylloxera)
Lineage: Eukaryota; Metazoa; Arthropoda; Insecta; Hemiptera; Phylloxeridae
Product: hemicentin-2-like
Exons: 6
Coding region: 855-1784 (309 amino acids)
Biological process (GO): synapse organization
Cellular component (GO): neuron projection membrane
Source: RefSeq, a predicted model, not a curated record